Messenger RNA from Owenia fusiformis, 1990 nucleotides. The record is from the annotation of a GenBank genome assembly. Lineage: Eukaryota; Metazoa; Annelida; Polychaeta; Sabellida; Oweniidae.
GGCAUAUAGCUAGAAAACUGGAGAAAAAUUAUAGAGACAAGGACAGUACAUAUAAAGAUAUACAAUUAUAAGAAUUUAAGAUGAACAAAUACAUUGAGAAGUAAAACAAAUACUAUCAAAGUACAGUGUAAAUGUGAUCAUUCCAAAACAACUCAGCAACAUCAUACAUGGACUAAUUUGAUUCUUGUCUUAGUUUAUUUGGUGGAGGAAUACGGAAAGCAAAACACAACACUCAAAACCAUUUGACAGCAAUACAUGAUAAUGCUGCACCGUACAUUGUAUUUAGCAAUAUUAACGCUAGGGGUUGCUGUACCUUCACAUGCACUUAAUCUACAGCCAUGUCCAACAGGUGAGGACUAUAGGCAGUUAAGUGAAUGUCUAUGUCUCCCUGACGACAGGGGUGAUGUCAUAGGAGUCGGUUGUAUGAAUACAACAAUGACGUCAUUACCCAAUCAUAUCCCUAGGUACGCAUCCAUAUUUUAUUUCGAUGAUAAUCGACUUGGCAGUAUUAUCAAGAUCCCAGCAAAUUACCAUCACCUGGAGUAUAUGUACAUGAGGAAUAAUGGAAUUCAGAAAAUCGAAAAACUAGCAUUCAAAAGCCCCGAAGAAGACCACGGAGUCCAUCUCCAUGAACUUGACCUAUCUAACAAUACAAUCCAACGUCUAUUUCAGGAGACACUCACCGGCCUGGAUCGACUAGAAAAUUUAACAUUAUAUGGAAAUCAAAUAUAUGAACUACAGAACGCAUUUGCCGAUCUAAAAUCCUUAAGGUUGAUAGACUUGAGGAAUAAUAAACUCCGAAGACUCGAAGAUAACAUAUUUGCCAAUCUUCCCAACCUUACGGAUGUUGCCUUGGAAAUGAACAACUUCCAAGGAGGUAUUCCUUACAAGGCCUUAAGCGUGUUAAAACAGACGCAAAUGCUGAACCUGCGUUCGUGCAGCAUUGCACAGUUGCAUGACGAUGGAUUCCUAUAUCUUCAGUCCCUACAGCAGCUUCAUCUUCAGCACAACGAUAUUGAAUACAUCACAAAUAAUUCAUUCAACGGUUUAAUGCAACUGACUAUGUUGGAUCUAAGCUACAAUAGCAUACAUACCAUAGAAACGGGGGCGUUUCAGUAUUUCUAUGAUACCAUCAAGGAAGUAAAUCUCCGAGGUAACCAGAUCAUUGGCCUUCAUCCAUCCAUGUUACCAUGGGAACGCAUCAAUGUAAUGAUGGAGGGGAAUCCGUUAGAAUGUGAUUGUGAACUGGCUUGGGCACAACUGGCAGCUUCUAGAUCGGGAGAGCUCUUGAUAUGUACAGGACCUGAACAACUAAUCAACCGCACAGUGACUUCGCUCCAUCCCAAUGAGUUCGUUUGUGAGAAUGACAACCGGACACCAACAACCGCUGGUCUUACAGGAAUUACCCUCAUCCUGGUCAUCGUCCUUCCCAUCGCCCUCAUCAUCAUCAUCGUAAUCCUUUCUGUAGUAUGCUGCAUUGUGAAGAAACGUAAGGCGAAAAGCCGAAAAAGAAGUGUGAAAUAUAGCGCCGUAUAUAAACCUACUACUGAAGAGAAAGCACAGAUGUCAAAAACUCAAGUGAAAAAACAAAUGCCCAAAACGGAAUUGUGACAAUAGCGUGUGUCAUUCACCUCGAAUUAUUUCAGUAUUAUAAUAGUAACUAUGUAUUCUCUGCGCAGUGUUUUGAUAUCUGAGCUUUUGACCUAGGAUGGCCGUACUUUAUCAACAUUUGGAUCUUUACAAGAUAAGUCGAGCUUGACGCCAAAUCAUGCAUAUAAAAGAUCAAAAUUAGAUUAUACCAGAUAAUGCUGUUCUAAUAAUCGACUAACCAUAAUAAACAGCGCCAUCUAUAUGAGUAGAAAAACAUUCUUCCAUCAAGAAAAGUUAGAGCCAACAAACAGGACUUGUACGAGGGUUGUCCCAGAAGUAAUGCACUAUAUGCUCGAACUUUAUCAUUCGUCAUCAUUCUAUUUUAUUAAGUUAAAACUCA